This is a messenger RNA of Syzygium oleosum, 2318 nucleotides long. Its product is annotated as DEAD-box ATP-dependent RNA helicase 53, mitochondrial-like. The coding region runs from base 52 to 1962 and encodes 636 amino acids. Gene Ontology annotation, molecular function: ATP binding; RNA helicase activity; nucleic acid binding. The record is from RefSeq and is a predicted model, not a curated record. The transcript is spliced from 8 exons. NCBI's taxonomy places the organism in Eukaryota, Viridiplantae, Streptophyta, Magnoliopsida, Myrtales, Myrtaceae.
GCGCCACCCCCCCCCCCGCCCCUUCCUCUGAGCGUGCAUCUCUCCACGAAGAUGAUGCACAUCGUUCUGAGGAAGGCGUCUUCCUCGCCGAUCGCCCCGGGUCGCGCGCUCUCGGCCGCCCUCGAGACCCUGCUCCGCCGUCCCCAGCCGCUCGCCGCUCCCUCGGACGCCGCCGCGGCUGCGGUCGAGCCGGCCCAUUUCCCGGCCCCCGGCGGGCUCCUGAGGAGGCCGCAGCCGUGGCUCGGCGGCUCCUCGGCGAGGGGCUUCCACGCGAGCCCCGGGCCGCUGGGGUUCCGGGCGUCGGGGGCCUCGCUGGCCGAGUUCGCCGUCGACGAUUUCGCGCCCUACGAGGAGGAGAAAGGGAGCGGCGGUAGCGACGUAGGUCUCGAGAUCGCGAAGCUCGGGAUUGCUCCGGAGAUCGUCUCUGCUUUGGCUAACAAGGGCAUAACUAAGCUCUUUCCCAUACAGAAAGCUGUCCUUGAACCAGCAAUGCAAGGGCGGGACAUGAUCGGCCGAGCCAAAACUGGAACAGGAAAAACUCUUGCUUUUGGGAUCCCCAUCAUGGACAAGAUAAUUCAGUUUAAUGCAAAACAUGGACGUGGGAGGAAUCCCUUGGCUUUAAUCUUGGCUCCAACAAGAGAACUUGCUAAACAAGUUGAUAAGGAAUUCUGUGAGUCUGCUCCCAAUUUGGAUUCUAUUUGUGUUUAUGGGGGUACACCCAUCGGCCAACAAAUGAAGCAGCUUGACUAUGGUGUUGAUGUCGUUGUUGGAACACCUGGUCGUAUUAUUGACCUGCUCAAGAGAGGUGCACUGAACUUAUCAGAAGUCCAAUUUGUUGUCCUUGAUGAAGCGGAUCAGAUGCUUGCGGUGGGAUUUGAGGAAGAUGUUGAAACAAUAUUACAGAAGUUGCCACAGAACAGGCAGAGUAUGAUGUUUUCAGCGACAAUGCCAAAUUGGAUAAAAAGCCUCACCAGGAAAUAUUUAAAGGAUCCGUUGACUAUUGAUUUGGUUGGAGAUUCUGAUCAAAAGUUGGCGGAAGGUAUUUCACUAUAUUCGAUUGCAUCUGACAUGUAUGGAAAAGCAUCAAUUAUUGGACCUCUGAUAACAGAACAUGCAAAAGGUGGAAAGUGCAUUGUUUUCACUCAAACAAAAAGAGAUGCCGAUAGACUGGCAUAUGCUAUGGGCAGGAACUUUAAAUGUGAGGCUCUGCAUGGGGAUAUUUCACAAAGUCAGAGGGAGAGAACACUUUCAGGUUUCCGGGAUGGCAAUUUUAAUAUUCUAGUGGCGACAGAUGUUGCUUCCCGUGGUCUUGAUAUUCCCAAUGUUGAUUUGAUCAUACAUUUUGAGCUUCCAAACUCUUCAGAGAUUUUUGUACAUCGCUCUGGUCGAACAGGGCGAGCUGGUAAGAAAGGAAGUGCGAUCCUCAUCUACACACGGGAGCAGACAAGGGCCAUGAAGGUUAUUGAGCGAGACGUGGGAUGCCGAUUUAUCGAGCUUCCCAGUAUAGCUGUUGAGGGAGGUAGUGCGGAUAUGUUCAAUGACUUCGGUGGUGGUGGUGGCCGAUCUGGCUCAUAUGGUGGUGGAAGAGAACGUCGUUUCGGCGAUUCAGGAUUUGGACGUAGUCAAAGAGGUUCAGACUUUGGUCGAUACGGAAGUUCUAGCAACUCUAGUCGUUUUGGUUCCUUUGGUGGUCCUAGUACAGGUUCUUCUGGAGGAGGCUUUGGUAACUCAAACCGAUCUGGGAAUUUUGGUGGCUCUGGUUUUGGUCGCCCUUCAGGAUUCAGCGAUCGCUCCAACAGCUUUGGAGACUCUGGCUCAGGCAGAUCAGGUCGCACUGGAGGAUUUGGUGACAACAGUUCCAGCAGGAGUGGUGGUUUUGGAGAUAAUAAGUCUAGCCGAAGUGGUGGUUUUGGCAACUCUUAUUCCAGCCGUUUUGGUGGCUUUGGCGAUAAUAAAAGCUGAUGAUCUGUAAACUGCAAGAUCAUCCAAUACAGUUGAAGGGUGCCUAGAAGAGGCAUAUAAAUGUUUACCAAGGUAAUUUAAUGCCCCAUUGAUGUCAAAGCUUCUGCACACAUGAUGUUUUGCUGCAAGGAUACGGGUCUCCGUCGGGGCUUUUACUUGACCGAAGACGAGAGCGCUGAAGUGGUGAAGUUAGUGUGAACCGCGUAGGGUUUUUGUGUUGUCGAUAUCUACUAGAUGUUAUCAUUCUAUGGGGGAAAUAAACUGUAGUUGAGAUCCAACAUGAGGAAAAAGAGGUGGCCUAUCUUUGAUUUUUUAUUUAUUUUUUUCCGCAUCAAUAGUAAAACAAAUUUCGCUUC